Messenger RNA from Acinonyx jubatus (cheetah), 5920 nucleotides. RefSeq names its product endosome-lysosome associated apoptosis and autophagy regulator family member 2 (gene ELAPOR2). Bases 115 to 3204 code for a protein of 1029 amino acids. Lineage: Eukaryota; Metazoa; Chordata; Mammalia; Carnivora; Felidae. The record is from RefSeq and is a predicted model, not a curated record. Gene Ontology annotation, biological process: positive regulation of BMP signaling pathway. The transcript has 22 exons.
CGCAGCCGAGCUGUCAGCGGGCGGACGGGCAGGGGGCGAGCGCGCGGCGAGCCGAGCGCGCCCCACCCGGGGAGGCUGCCUUCCUGCCGGCCGGCCGACCGCAGCGGGACGGAGAUGCGGCUCCUCGCCCCGGGGCCGGCGCGGGGGAGGGGCCGGGGGCGGCGGGCGGGGGCUCCCCGCUGCGGGCUCUCGCCGCCCUGGAGCCCCGCCUGGAUUUGCUGCUGGGCGCUCGCCGGCUGCCGGGCGGCCUGGGCUGGGGACCUGCCCUCCUCCUCCGGCCGCCCGCUUCCUCCUUGCCUGGAGAAAGAUUACCACUUUGAAUAUACAGAAUGUGAUAGCAGCGGCUCCCGGUGGAGAGUCGCCAUUCCGAAUUCUGCAGUGGACUGCUCUGGCCUGCCUGACCCAGUGAGAGGCAAAGAAUGCACUUUCUCCUGUGCUUCUGGAGAGUAUCUAGAAAUGAAGAACCAGGUAUGCAGCAAAUGUGGCGAAGGUACCUAUUCCUUGGGCAGUGGCAUCAAAUUUGAUGAAUGGGAUGAAUUGCCAGCUGGAUUUUCCAACGUUGCAACAUUCAUGGACACUGUGGUCGGCCCUUCUGACAGCAGGCCAGAUGGCUGUAACAACUCUUCUUGGGUCCCUCGUGGAAAUUACAUAGAGUCAAAUCGUGAUGACUGCACAGUAUCUUUGAUCUAUGCUGUGCACCUUAAGAAGUCGGGUUAUGUCUUCUUUGAGUACCAGUAUGUCGACAACAACAUCUUCUUUGAGUUCUUUAUUCAAAAUGAUCAGUGCCAGGAGAUGGACACCACCGCAGACAAGUGGGUAAAACUCACAGACAAUGGAGAAUGGGGCUCUCAUUCUGUAAUGCUGAAGUCAGGCACCAACAUACUGUACUGGAGAACUACCGGCAUCCUUAUGGGUUCUAAGGCAGUCAAGCCUGUUUUGGUAAAAAAUAUCACAAUUGAAGGGGUGGCAUACACAUCAGAAUGCUUUCCGUGCAAGCCAGGAACCUUCAGCAACAAACCAGGCUCAUUCAUCUGCCAAGUCUGUCCCAGAAACACCUACUCUGAGAAAGGAGCAAAAGAAUGCAUCAAGUGUGAAGAGGAGUCCCAGUUUUCAGAGGAAGGGUCCAGCGAAUGUAUGGAGCGACCUCCCUGUACCACAAAAGAUUAUUUCCAGAUCCAUACUCCAUGCGAUGAAGAAGGAAAGACACAAAUUAUGUACAAGUGGAUAGAGCCCAAAAUCUGCCGGGAGGAUGUCACGGAUGCUAUUAGGUUGCCCCCUUCUGGAGAGAAGAAGGAUUGUCCACCUUGCAACCCUGGCUUUUAUAACAAUGGAUCAUCUUCUUGCCAUCCCUGCCCUCCUGGAACAUUUUCGGAUGGAACAAAGGAAUGUAGGCCGUGUCCCGCUGGAAUGGAGCCUGCACUUGGGUUUGAAUACAAAUGGUGGAAUGUCCUUCCUGGCAACAUGAAAACUUCCUGCUUUAAUGUUGGGAAUUCAAAGUGUGACGGAAUGAAUGGUUGGGAGGUGGCUGGAGAUCAUAUCCAGAGUGGGGCUGGAGGUUCGGAUAAUGAUUACCUGAUCUUAAACUUGCAUAUCCCAGGAUUUAAACCACCAACAUCUAUGACUGGAGCCAUGGGUUCUGAACUUGGAAGAAUAACAUUUGUCUUUGAGACCCUCUGUUCGGCUGACUGUGUUCUGUAUUUCAUGGUGGAUAUUAAUAGAAAAAGUACCAACGUGGUGGAAUCAUGGGGUGGAACCAAAGAAAAACAAGCUUAUACCCACAUCAUCUUUAAGAAUGCAACAUUUACAUUUACAUGGGCAUUCCAGAGAACUAAUCAGGGCCAAGAUAAUAGACGCUUCAUCAAUGACAUGGUGAAGAUUUAUUCUAUCACUGCCACUAAUGCAGUUGAUGGGGUGGCGUCCUCAUGCCGUGCCUGUGCCCUCGGUUCUGAACAGUCGGGCUCAUCGUGUGUCCCCUGCCCCCCAGGCCACUACAUUGAGAAAGAAACCAACCAGUGCAAGGAGUGUCCACCUGACACCUACCUGUCCAUACAUCAAGUCUAUGGCAAGGAGGCUUGUAUUCCAUGUGGGCCUGGGAGUAGAAGCACUCAGGACCACUCAGUUUGCUAUAGUGACUGCUUUUUCCACCAUGAAAAAGAAAAUCAGAGUUUGCACUAUGACUUCAGCAACCUCAGCAGCGUGGGCUCGUUAAUGAAUGGACCCAGCUUUACUUCCAAAGGAACAAAAUACUUCCAUUUCUUCAAUAUUAGUUUAUGUGGGCAUGAGGGGAAGAAGAUGGCUCUUUGUACCAACAAUAUAACAGACUUUACAGUAAAGGAAAUGGUGGCAGGGUCAGAUGAUUACACGAAUUUGGUAGGAGCAUAUGUAUGCCAGUCAACUAUUAUUCCCUCUGAGAGUAAGGGUUUCCGAGCAGCCUUAUCAUCACAGUCCAUCAUUCUGGCAGAUACAUUUUUAGGAGUGACAGUUGAAACUACAUUGCAAAAUAUUAAUAUAAAAGAAGAUAUGUUUCCACUUCCACCUAGCCAAAUACCAGAUGUGCAUUUCUUUUAUAAGUCUUCUACAACUACAACAUCUUGUGUUAAUGGCCGAUCAACUGCUGUGAAAAUGAGGUGCAAUCCUACUAAACCAGGAGCAGGAAUGAUUUCAGUCCCCAGCAAGUGCCCAGCAGGCACCUGUGAUGGGUGUACAUUCUAUUUUCUGUGGGAGAGUGCCGAAGCUUGCCCUCUGUGCACAGAACAUGACUUCCAUGAGAUUGAGGGAGCCUGUAAGAGAGGAUUUCAGGAAACCUUGUAUGUAUGGAAUGAACCUAAAUGGUGCAUUAAAGGAAUUUCUUUGCCUGAGAAAAAGUUGUCAACCUGUGAAACCGUUGACUUUUGGCUGAAAGUGGGAGCAGGUGUGGGAGCUUUCACUGCGGUUUUGCUGGUGGCUCUAACUUGCUACUUCUGGAAAAAGAAUCGGAAACUGGAGUACAAAUAUUCCAAGUUAGUGAUGACAACUAACUCAAAGGAGUGUGAACUCCCAGCUGCAGACAGUUGUGCUAUCAUGGAAGGAGAAGAUAAUGAGGAAGAAGUUGUAUAUUCCAAUAAACAGUCACUACUGGGAAAACUCAAAUCCUUGGCAACAAAGGAAAAAGAAGACCAUUUUGAAUCUGUUCAACUGAAAUCCUCAAGAUCUCCAAAUAUAUGAAAAGACAGUGCGGUAGCCUUCAGACUAAGGAACAAAGAAAGCUGAUCUCUAGUUUCAGAGGACUGUAGUUUAGAUCCUGUCCUCAUAUCCGGCACAUUGGUGAUCUCACAGAGGAGGGCCAUGCCGCUGAAAAGGGAAGGAGGUUGAAAUGUUUGAUUGCCUUAUCACAUGGUCAAGUAUCUUGCCAAAAAUAGGAAAGCAAAUGGUUUGGGUCUCAACUGAAGAUGAAGCUCCACUCAGGAAGAGAUUUAUCUGUAAAUAGACAUAACUGGAAACCAAGGUUAAGCCCACCAGUGCACUGCUGAUGCAUGCCAUAUAAUUAAUGGGUAACUUUUAUUCUUUAUAACUUCUACAUAAAAAGUAUGCUUUGGAGGGCAGAUUUGAGCGUAUGCAUUGUGAUCCCAUUUAUGUCUUUUCUUUGGGGAAGAUUUGAAAAAAUUUUAAGGUAGAGUUUUUUUUUUCCCAUUAUUUAUUUUCCUGACAUACCUUAAAACACCUUUUCUAUUAAAAAAUCAUGAACAAAGAAAGACAGUAAGUUUUUCAUUUUUUCGUAGGGUCUUUCUUGAUUUCAGAAGCCUGAGUAAGUAACUUUUUAGGAAGAGUAAACAUGUAAACACGUGUUCGGGUUUUCUACACUUCUAUUUGCCUUUGAAAUUUCAUCCUUGUUGGAACUGGUAAGAAGGGCUUGAAUGAAGGUGUUGAAGGAAUAUUAAAAAAAAAAAAAAAAAAAAAAAAAGGCCGAGAGAAGCCAGACUUCCCAUGAAAACAAGCAAGCUGACACGAUCAUAGAAAUCAAAUGGCUUAAAACCAUUUAUGUAAUGUUUGAAGUAUAAUUUUAAAUGAGUGAGAAAGCUUGUUUAUAAAAUCACUUGCAAAGUCAUGAAGAAGAAAGGGGAAUGGCUUGUGUAUAAGUACAGAUAACUGUGAAAAGGUAUUGGGAUAAUUUCACGGUUCACAGAAAAUGGCAGUGGGAUAUUUGUUGUCUAUCAAUCAGCAAAGGUAUAUGGUUAUUUUUCUGUUAACACAUUGAGAAUUAUGACUUUCAUAGAAAUUUUUCAUUUUGAGCAAAUAAGGCAGGAAUUCCAUUUUGGACCAUUGCAUAUAAUUGUAUUCACACUAAAAAUGUGGUUUUACCAUAAGUAGUUAUGAAAUAAGUGUUGUUCUUAUUCAGAAGUGAUCCAGGUAAUCGUGAUAUUUCCUCUGAUGGAUGGGUUUCUAGUAUUAGCACGACUUGAAUGUUAUUUGUUGAGAGAAGUUUGGAAGAAAUUGGAUUUGACUAAUUUUGUGUAAACUUUAAUUGUUUCAAAACUGGGAAAGAGGGGAGUUUAUUGAUCAUUGAUGAUCUAAGGUGCUCUGGUUUGUUUUCAAUAAACAGUAAUCUUUGUAGAUCUUAAUCUAGAUUUCUAAAAAGACUGGUGAUUGCCUUAGAGGCAGGCCACAGGGGCAGUGUUUGUGUGCCCCAAGUCUUUGAAUGAGGUAUGAUUUGUAAUUUUUGAUUCAGCAGGUAAUGUCUUUAUUUUUGUGGAAAAUGGGAGAAAAAUAAAUAAUGGUGCUUAUUCGGUGGGUAAAACACUGGACCAUCCUGUUAUUGUUGAAUGAAUGUUUGUUUUGUGUACAUCUUUGCUGUGGGAUUCAUGAGUCGAGAUGAGGUUGCCAUUAUUUUAUUGUUGUGAAAUUCAGGGAGGGCGUCCCUUAGCAUAAACCUUUUCCAUGUUUAAUUUCUUAAAUCUUAUUUUUUUAAAUAAGAGAUUAUUAGAAGAAAUUAUUUUGGCCUUGCUCACAUUUCCCUGGUAAACCGUGCUGAUGAAACACGUUCCCCAACUUGAUCCAAAUUUAAACAGAAGAGUGACAAUCCAUUUGAGAUGCCCCUUUUCAGAGGAACCCCGGCAAAUGUAUACAGGCUGCACAGAGUCAGGAGGGUCCACAGAGUCACCUGUCACCUCUCUCCAUCUUAGGCUGUGCUCCACGUGUGUAUGUACCAAGCCAUAGAGAUAAUUGGGAUUUGCUCCCAGGUAGCUUCUUUCUUCUCCUGUCACUGGACUAAAAUCUCUGACAUGUCAAAAAAUGCCUUAAAUUUUAAUGAACUCUCUGAAAAUGUAGUUGGUAUUGAAGAAUUUAUUUAUUUUAUUUCUAAUUUUAGGUAUAAAAUAGAUUUUGUCAGCUCACCCCAUCUUUGGAAAGGAGCUGCCUUUUCCCUUUGGAUCCCAGUGAUUUGUCAUUUUAUUCCAAGCACUGAAGAAGUGUGACAGAAAGAGUAUCACGAGGAAAAUAUUCAGACCAAUCUUAGCUAUAAAAUUUACUGGAGUUUUAUGUCUUGCCUUUGCAGAACACAGUGGAAUGUUGAAAGGCAUAAACAAAUUAAUCAUGUUUCUGUGACUUUUAAUAGACAUUUGUUGUUUCUUUCCCCUCAUAAAUGGUAGAAGAAGAAGUUGUAGGUUAUUUUUCUAAGAGGCCCAGGUUUUGAAGCCUUAAAUACUUCGUUAAGUCUACGGUUGCCUGUAGUAUCUCUUAGCACUCUGUCAAAACAUAUUUAAAUCAGUUUCCUGCUGGAUGAGACCAUGUCUUCUAUGGAUAAAUUACAUCAUGCCAUUUAACACUGUUGAGCAAUUUGAUACAUGUCCACUUGAUUUAAAAGACUGAAUUUUAUGCUUGUUGACUUUUCUCCUUUUUGGUUGCUAGUAAUCAAGUCCUUUGCAGGAUUAAAAAUGUUUCAUAG